Podospora bellae-mahoneyi is the source of this 519-nucleotide messenger RNA. RefSeq lists its product as uncharacterized. The transcript has a single exon. NCBI's taxonomy places the organism in Eukaryota, Fungi, Ascomycota, Sordariomycetes, Sordariales, Podosporaceae. The coding region runs from base 1 to 519 and encodes 172 amino acids. The record is from RefSeq and is a predicted model, not a curated record.
AUGGCAAAGAAAACCUACAUCUUAGCCCCCAACUUCACCACCUCCCCCUCCUCCCUCCGCCUCGGCGACAUCCUCCCUGACCCCCUCAGCCCGGACUUGAUACCCCUAAACCGAAAAUCGCGACUCCCCAUCAACCCCGAAGACCUGCUACCCCCAACAACAAUAACUUCCUUCUCCUCCACGCGGAAAGACCUCCUCACCGGCCGCUUCGGCCUCUGGACCACCCUCCUCGCCGGCCUCAACCUUCUGAUGGGCGCCCACCUCGGUUUAUUCCUCGAGCGCGGCUCCAACGACGUAAUACAAGUCCCCGAGCUCGAAACAGGAGAGUUUGUCGCGACGGAGGAGUAUAUACAGCGGGUGUCGGAGCAGGAUGAUGUAAAGGGGUAUUUGACGGAGAGAAAAUACCGCGUGCCGGUGUAUAUCGUUACUGGUGUCAAGAUUGCCAGGGGGGCGUCGGUGUCGUUGGAGAGAACAACCACUCAAUCAAUUCAAGGGAAAUGUGAUGCCGAUUCUGGAUGA